This is a messenger RNA of Colletotrichum siamense, 705 nucleotides long. It is a transcript of the gene PEX11A, whose product is annotated as Peroxisomal membrane protein PMP30A. Gene Ontology annotation, biological process: regulation of peroxisome size; peroxisome fission. NCBI's taxonomy places the organism in Eukaryota, Fungi, Ascomycota, Sordariomycetes, Glomerellales, Glomerellaceae. The transcript has 2 exons. The record is from RefSeq and is a predicted model, not a curated record. Gene Ontology annotation, cellular component: peroxisomal membrane. The coding region runs from base 1 to 705 and encodes 234 amino acids.
AUGGUCGCCGACGCCGUCAUCUACCAUCCUUCCGUCGCACACUACCUCAAGUUCGUCGCCACGACUGUCGGUCGCGACAAGCUCCUCCGCACUCUCCAGUACUUCGCCCGUUUCUACGCCUGGUACUUGUUUCGCACCAAUGGCUCCAAAACUGAGAUCGCUCCUUGGGAUGCCAUCAAGAAGCAAUUUGGCCUCACCCGCAAAAUCAUGCGCGUAGGCAAAAACGUCGAGCACUUCAAAGCUGCCGCCGUUGCUUCCGAUGCCAAAACUAUGGACCCUGUCCUCCGCUACGCCGCUGUCGGUCGCCAGCUUGGCUAUGCCGGCUAUCUGACCUUCGAUGCCGCCACCGUUUUGGACGCGGCUGGGAUUAGGAAAUGGGAGGGUGCCAAGAAGCUUCAAAAGGAGGCCUAUCGCUGCUGGGCCAUUGGUCUGAUCUGCAGUGUCAUUGCUCAAUCCUAUACCCUUUACCGUCUUCAGCAGCGGGAGGCCAAGGUCGAUAAGAAGGAAGGUGAAGGUGUUGUUGAGGCAAAGAGAAUAGCCAUUGAACGCGCUGGUAGCCGCCUCCAGCUCCUUUCUGACCUCUGCGACUUGACCGUCCCCACCUCCGCCUUGGCGUGGGCCAAUUUUGACGAUGGCAUUGUUGGUCUCGCUGGCACCGUAAGCAGUUUGAUUGGUGUAUACACCCAGUGGAAGAAGACGGCGUAA